GGCAGAAGCUUCUGUGGCUGUUGAGUUACAGGUGUGUCUGCAGGGAGGACUUCUCCAGCUCCAGCGCUGGAUGCUCAGCCCCAACCCAGCUCCCAUGGCAGGGGUUCUCCGACAGGGAAGAUCCAAGACAGAACAGACCAGAUAUCCCUGGAACCCCCCAAACAGACGAAGCAAGAGCUGAAGGAAAUGUGGCAGGGAGGACAAGAAAUGAAAGGAGAGCCUGUGCACAUGGAAGCAUUACCCAGAGGAAGCAGUGGUUCCAUGCCAGCCUCUGCUGCAGGAAGGGAGGCCAUGCCAGACCCAGGCCCAGGAGAUGAGGUUGCCGGGAAGGCUUCUCCAUUAGCUUGGAUGAAUAAAGUUUCCAAGCCCUUGGAGCCUCCUGCAGAUGUGUCUACAGGGAGGACUUCUCCAGCUCCUACCUUGGAAGCUGCACAAAAGCCCAGCUCCCAUCAGAGUGUUACUCCAACAGGGAAAAUCCAAGAUACAACAGAUAAGAUAUCCCUGGAACCAUCCAAACAGAUGAGGCAAGAGCUGAAGGAACUCCUGCAGACAAGACAAGAGAUGGACAUAGUGCUUCAGUGGAAGGUGGCAUUUCUUGAAGGAAGCACUCCAUCUUCAGUGCCAGCCUCUGCUGCAGGAAAGAAGGCAAUGCCAGACACGGGCACAGGCACAGCAGACUGGGAUGCUGGGAAGGAUUCUCCGUUAGCCUGGCGCUAUGAAGUUGUGAAACCCUCUGGGCAUUCUGCAGAUGUGUCUGCAGGGACGACUUCACCAACUCCUACCUUGGAUGCUGCACAAAAGGCCAGCUCCCAUCACAGGAGUCCUACGAUAGGAGAGACCAAAGACAUGGCAGGCAAGAAAUUCCAGGACCCAUUAGAAAUCAUGUGGCAAAUGCUGAAGGAACGUCUGCAGAGAAAGCAAGAAAUGAAAGGAGAGCCUGUGCACAUGGAAGCACUUCCCAGAGGAAGCAGUGGUUCCGUGCCAGCCUCUGCUGCAGGAAGGGAGGCUGUACAAGGCACAGGCACAGGAGCUGAACCUGCUGGUGAAGGCCCCACAUCCAGGACGGAGGCUCUGGGAGAUGCUGAGGGUAGGGGUGAGUAG
Molecule: messenger RNA, 1101 nt
Organism: Passer domesticus (house sparrow)
Lineage: Eukaryota; Metazoa; Chordata; Aves; Passeriformes; Passeridae
Exons: 13
Coding region: 187-1101 (304 amino acids)
Source: RefSeq, a predicted model, not a curated record